AUGGCAGGUGAUCUGAAGCCCGAUACCACAGGGAAUCCACCUCUAAAUACACCACUGCCACGCGCUACCGGCCCUGCCGCCCCCGCUGAAGCUGCCGGGACAUCGGGCACAGCCUCGGCCGCGCAGCGCGCGUCCACCUUCACUGCUGCCGGCCCCUGCACUCCUCGUCGCUCCGUGUCGCUCAGGUCCGUGCAACCCUGCACUCCGCGCGACGCCAUCAGCGACACUCUAGCGGAGUCGAGUGGCGCUGCAAUGGGUGGCGGUGCGGCGGAGCACGUGGUUUUCCAGGCGACUCAGACGGCCGCGGCCGCGGGUGCUGACGUGGGGGUGCGACAAAAGGGGAGGAAGCGAAACGGGAAGGCGAGGCGUGCGGCGGAGAAGAGAAUCCAAGAGGGAUGCGCGGAUGCCGAGAAACGCGGCGCUGCAGCAGAAGCAGCGAAGGUGGAGCGGUCAUCGGGCUCCGCCCCGCUGCGGCAGCCGCGCUCCGGAAAGGACGGCGGAGGCGGCAGCGGAAAGGCGAGCAGCAGCGGAGGCGGGAGAGGCGGCGGCGGCGGCGGCACUCGCAGCGAUCGCGACGGCGCGAGCGAGCGCGAGUUAAAACGGCCGCGGUUCCAGGCGUGGCAGAUCGACUUCCUGGAGGAGAGCUUCCUGGCGGACUACGCACUCGAGCCCGACCGCAAGCGCGCGCUGGCGGCGGAGCUGGGCGUGCAGCCGCGGCAGGUGGCGGUGUGGUUCCAGAACCGGCGCGUGCGGUGGAAGUCGCGGCAGAAGGAGGCGGAUUUGGACUCGCUGAAGGGAGCGUACGACGAGCUGGAGGACGACUGCGAGUCGCUGCGGUCCGAGUACGAGCUGCUCAAGGGCGACUACGAGGAGCUCCUCGCGGAGAACUCGGGGCUCUACUCCAAGAUUCUGUUGCUCACGCGGCUGGUGGCGAUGCGGGAUCAGGGCGUGGAGCAAGCGCAGAGCGAGCAGCGAGAUGGCCACUCUGGGGCCGUGGCCGGCACGGCGGAGAGGAAGGCGCGCGAGAGCCGCGCAGAGGGCGGCGUGGGCGUGGCGGGCAGCGAGUGCGAGCGGUCUCCCAUGCAUAGCAGCGGCGGCAGCAAGGCCAUGCAGCAGGCGCUGAGUUCGGGGAGCGCAGGGCGGGUGGAGUGGGAGAAGCAGCCAUGGACUGAAGACGACGGCAAGGACGAGCGAGAGACUGGACGGAGCGGCACCCGUGUCGCCACCAACACUGCAAGCACGGGCACACGGACCAGGGAGGGAGGGAUGCGCAGAGGUACGGCACUAUCCCCUCUUGUGCUUCCUGCGUGCGCCAUGGACCUGGCCUUGCCGAGCCCGCUAACUGCUCUACCUGCGGCGUUCCAUGCAGACGCCGCAACCACACAGUCCGACGCGGCAGGCUUUGAGCCCGGCAGUGGGGGGAGGGAGAUCACCGGGCAUGGCAUGCAGGCUGACAGCCCCCCCAGUGGCGGUGUUGCGGUGCUGUGCGCGGACUUUCUCCCGGCUACACACCACGCCAGUGAGCCAGGUGCAGGCAUGGCGGCACUGUCACGGCAAGGCACACUGUCCAUGGGCAUGGAGGGCACGUUCGACGCCUUCACGUCGCUCCUCACCGCUCCUGAUGAACUCGCCUGCGAGCCCUACUGGCCUCAUGCUGGCAGUCCACGCACCCACGCUGUGCCGGACCAUCCUGGUCCAUCACCCCCUUCUGCUCAUGCUCAAGGUGUUGAGCCUGCUGGGCCUGCAGGGGUUGUUGGGGGUGCUGGAACUGCUGGGGUUGCUGGGUCGUUCUCUCCUUCAGCGCCAGUACCUGCUGGAGAGGGCGAUAUGACGCAGGCGUUUUACCCAGCGGCAGGCAGUUUACAGAUUGAAGAGAGGAUUGGCGCACAGCAGUGGGAGGGAGCACCUGAGCAGGUGGCCCCACCGGUGGACAAUGGUGGAUCUAGGCAAGCGGGAGAAGGAGACGCACUGACAAUCGGCGACCCAGGUUUUCAUGUAGACCCCACCGACCGCCCAACUUCACCAUCUCUUCCGUCACCUCUGUCGGCUUCAACACCUUUAGCCUACUUGCCCGAGCCUGAGCCUUUUUCACUGCCCUCAUUGCCGGCAGCUGCCACUUCCCAGGCCUUCCAAGCCACAAUGGCCAUGCCUUACACCAAUGGUGAACCUGGUAGCCCAAGCCGUAGCAUGAUGGCAAUGGCUGCUGCUUAUGCUUCCCCCACACAAGACAUCCCAGCUUCAGAGAGCCUUCGCCACGACCUGCAGCUGCCCCACUGCAUGCCAUCUGGUGACGGUUCAGCUCGUAAGGGCACUGACAUGACCGCCUCUUCUCCUUGCACGGGCGCACAGGGUAGUGGGAGCAUGGCGUACCUGCCAUUGGUGAUGCACGAUGAUGUGCUUACACCCGUGGACAUGCUUCCCCAUACCCGCUACACAAGGAAUGCUGAGGCGGAAGGGGCUGGGCCGUCUCAAUGGCACCAAUCUUUCAAUAGUCAGGGCAUAGUACCAAUAAACCCCGUGAACACCAACAGUGGGCCUUAUUUGCCUGCUGUUAUGAGCAGACAGCAGCAGCAGCAACACGAGGAGGUGGGGAUUGAAAUCCAUUGCAGAAGUGCAGCCAUGCAACCUCUGGCUAGAGGCCAGAUGUGGGAGGCAACAGAGCGUGCAUCAGACUGCGCCCCUUCAGUUGAAAAUGUUCACAAGAACAACACUGGUAUGAUGGAGGUGGGUCAUGAGCAGAUAAUCCCACCAGCAACUGUGCAUAUUAUAGAUAGAGAAGAAGGUAAUAGCUUCAGGGAGGGGAUGGGUGAAGAAAUGAUGUUGAACAACUGGUGGGAUGGCAUAAACAGCUAG
Messenger RNA from Closterium sp. Yama58-4, 2853 nucleotides. NCBI's taxonomy places the organism in Eukaryota, Viridiplantae, Streptophyta, Zygnematophyceae, Desmidiales, Closteriaceae. The record is from the annotation of a GenBank genome assembly.